Molecule: messenger RNA, 192 nt
Organism: Penicillium brevicompactum
Lineage: Eukaryota; Fungi; Ascomycota; Eurotiomycetes; Eurotiales; Aspergillaceae
Exons: 2
Coding region: 1-192 (63 amino acids)
Source: RefSeq, a predicted model, not a curated record
AUGACUUUGUCGCAAUUCAAGCCAGAGGCUCUUGGAAGCUUGUACACUCAGGAGCAGCUGGAUCUCCUGGAUUCCAUCGACACACCGAUCCCAAGGCAUCAAGAAUCGCCUGCGGAGACCAAUCUCUUCCGGAAAGAGUCGGAUGAUGAGGGUGGAGGCGUUUCCUUUCAUGCCUCGAUGCAAUGGGGGUAG